AUGGACUUUCAGAGUGCUCUGGAGACUUUCGCGGAAGCAUGGGCAGUAGCCAACACUGUCAAAUCGGGGACUCACAGCAAUCAAUCACAGAGUUUGUCAUCGGAGAUGCGACGCAGCAAGUCGCCACCGCGGCGAUCGCCCGGAGAACGCUCAGUAUCCCGCCCGCCCUCCGCCCCGGUGCACCACGAGCGACCCUCCCUCACUCCACACACUCCUCACCUUUCACCCAAGAAAGAACCCUUCAACAACCUACUUAAUAAAGGAGUUACAGGUAAAACUCUGCCAAUUCACUGCGUAGUGGAGGCUGUUGGGUCUUUAGAAGAGGGAGUUUGGAGAAGACGUGCGGUUGUGGAGACCGACAGCUAUGUGAUCAUACCCUCGACCACGGCCUUCCACGAACUUGUACCAGCUGCCAUGAUGAGACUUGGCUAUCCCCACGAAUUGGUAGCUUGCGCUAAAGGUUCGGUGGUACUCAACAACUGGAAGCCACUACCUUUAGACCACAUAUCUGAUGGGCCAAUGACGACCGUUGGAGAGGUACUUGGAGAGCUCACAACUGUAGCGACCCUGAGGAUCCAGUUACUAAGACCUAGGCCGACUCCGCUCCAGGACAUCAAAGAUAAGAUGCUGAGCCUGUUACUAGUGCAAAGCAGACCGUUGCUUAUUUCCACUGGAUGCCCUUUAGACGAGGUGACACUGACACAAAUAUGUCGCGGUCAGGAUAGAUCAUCCGGUCCGCAUAACUUUCAUGAACCGAGUGAAGAAACUCGUCGUAAAUUUGAGUCAUGGUGGAGUGCUCAAGUUUCUCCGCGUCCUCCUCCAUUUAGCCCUCGGCGCUAUCCAUCCCCUAAAAAUCGUUCACCCAAUAUGGCCACCCUCCCAGACCAUUUACAUCCAGCAUUACAAACUGUUCAGAAUCAAUAUCCAACUCAAAAAACGAGGAUGAGGACAAGUUUUGAUCCAGAACUAGAACUGCCAAAGCUACAGCGCUGGUUUUCCGAGAACCAACAUCCGAGUAGACAACAAAUUCAACAAUAUGUACGAGAAUUAAACAAUUUAGAAUCAAGGCGUGGAAGAAAACCGUUAGAUGUUAAUAAUGUUGUUUAUUGGUUUAAGAAUGCUAGAGCAGCUCAAAAACGUGCCGAACUACGCAAUAUUAGUGGGCUCGGAGGACAUUUAGGGGUGAAUGGCUUCAACAGUAGAAGUCAUAGUCCAAGUAAUGGGUCAAUAUUGGUCGGCAAUGACAAUUAUAGUUCUCACGAGCACAGCUCUAUGAAAAGUCCAUUGCAACUGGCAGGUAGUCCUGGACGAUAUCCUAUGUCCGUGAUGUCUGAAGAUAACUUGUCCAAUGCUGGAUCUGAUUUGGAAGAUGAUGGUGGUGAUUUAAAUACAGAUGACAGACCUGAGAGUCCUGAUGCACCACUUUCGCUAAUUACGACGAGGAAGAAUAAUAGCGACGACAGAGAAGAAAAUGCAAAGGAAUCUCCGAAGCCCCCAGAUAUAAUAAAGGUUCACGAUAUAAAACAAGAACCCACAGAUUUGUCUAAAUCAGAAAACAUAUCGUCACCACAGCGAUCUCCAACUCAAAAUAGUGACAGUUUACACAAUAAUAACAAUAUUAAUAAUACAGAGAAAGAAAACGGCGGCGGUGACGAUGCAGAUAUAGCUUCUGAUGACGAUGUUGUUCAAGAGCGUGAUUAUCGACAAUCUUCACCACAUCUUGAUCGUUUACCAUUUCCUAUGGUUCCAAACCAUCCUAUGUUCGGCCAUGGCAUUAUGUACAUGAGUCAGUACAUUGGUGGUUUUCCUGGCGUAGGAGGCGUUCCUACUGAAGGAGCUAGCGGAUUAAAUUUAGCUCUGGCUGGAGCAUCUGAUGAGCGACGCAAACGUAAUCGCACAUUCAUAGAUCCAGUAUCAGAAGUCCCUGUUUUGGAACAGUGGUUCUCGAUGAAUACCCAUCCCUCUCACAACUUGAUACUUAAAUACACCGAAGAGUUAAACAGAAUGCCGUAUAGGCAAAAAUUUCCUAGGCUUGAGUCAAAAAAUGUGCAGUUUUGGUUUAAAAACCGUCGAGCAAAAUGUAAGAGACUGAAGAUGUCUCUAUAUGAACCACCUUCUCCAGGACAUUACUCUCAUCCUGGACAUCAUGCUCUUGCAGAAAGAAAAAUGGUCUGAAAUUUUAAAUAUUCUACUUCUACAUUUUGUGCUUGUGAAAACAAAGAUUACGAAAGACUGAAUACGAAUCGUUUAUGGUAUAAAAGUGCCAUGCUAGGGUGUAAUAUGACGAAUAGUGCACGUUACAAUGUAACAGGGGUUUCUAGAAGGACAUCGGAAUAGUUUACAAAAUUAUUUUAAAUUGAAAUAAAUAAUUGUAAAUUA
Melitaea cinxia (Glanville fritillary) is the source of this 2379-nucleotide messenger RNA. RefSeq names its product homeobox protein dve-1 (gene dve). The record is from RefSeq and is a predicted model, not a curated record. Gene Ontology annotation, molecular function: DNA-binding transcription factor activity, RNA polymerase II-specific; RNA polymerase II cis-regulatory region sequence-specific DNA binding. The coding region runs from base 1 to 2175 and encodes 724 amino acids. Gene Ontology annotation, biological process: chromatin remodeling; regulation of transcription by RNA polymerase II. The transcript has 6 exons. Lineage: Eukaryota; Metazoa; Arthropoda; Insecta; Lepidoptera; Nymphalidae.